AUGGAACAAGCUGUACUAGAUGGACUGCAGAAUCUGCAGCUCACCAAGGAAGAAGAGGAAUGUAUCCAGAUCACGAACCAAAGCCGUGCUGAGCUUCUAGAGGAAUGCUAUCUAAGCCUUUUUGGGAAGCUUCAGUCAAGCAGGCAACAGAAUCAACGAGCUCUGAAAGGCACUUUGAGAGCUGUUUGGAAAAUGGGAUCUGACUUGAGGAUAUUGGAGGUAGGCAAUGGUAUAUUACAAUUUAAAUUUGGGUCGAGAUACCAAAUGGAAUGGGUAGAGAAAAAUGGCCCCUGGAAUUUUGACAAUAAUUUGCUGCUAUUGUGUCGAUGGAGAAAAGGCCUCUCAGCGGCGAACAUUACCUUCACACACUCGCCGUUUUGGGUUCAGGUGUGGGGGCUGCCGUUUGAGUUUAUGUCUGAAGAAUCCGGGAAAGACAUCGAAAAUAGUAUCGGUAUUUAUGUUGAAACAGAUAAGAGGUCAGGGCAAACAGAUCAGGCGAAGUUUAUGCGAAUCCGAGUUGAGUUGCAAAUCGACAAACCACUCCGGAGGGGGGGGGGGGUACAUUAA
Quercus robur (English oak) is the source of this 567-nucleotide messenger RNA. RefSeq lists its product as uncharacterized. The transcript has a single exon. Bases 1 to 567 code for a protein of 188 amino acids. The record is from RefSeq and is a predicted model, not a curated record. NCBI's taxonomy places the organism in Eukaryota, Viridiplantae, Streptophyta, Magnoliopsida, Fagales, Fagaceae.